This is a messenger RNA of Penaeus vannamei (Pacific white shrimp), 553 nucleotides long. NCBI's taxonomy places the organism in Eukaryota, Metazoa, Arthropoda, Malacostraca, Decapoda, Penaeidae. The record is from RefSeq and is a predicted model, not a curated record.
AGUGCGCUUCCACGUCUCGCUUCUCUCCUCACCGUCUGUUCCUCUCACUGUCGGGAAACGAUUCUGGGAUAAUCUGAAAUGACUUCCAUUAUAUCCGCUAUUUCGUUAUUCGCUCUCGUCGGAAUAUGCCUGGCAGAAGCAAAUUACUUGCCACCUUUAAAUGGAAAUGGAAACGGUAACGGGAAUACACUCAACGGUAAUGGAAAUGGCGUAUACAGGAACGGUAAUGGAAAUGGUAAUGGCGGCAAUGGCAAUGGAGCAUUCGGAAAUGGAAACGGCAAUGGCGGAUACACCAACGGUUAUGGUGUGAAUGGAAAUGGAAAUGGAAAUGUGCAAAUGGUAAUGGAGUUUAUGUUAAUGGAAAUGGUGCAAAUGGUAAUGGAGUAUAUGUUAAUGGAAAUGGUGCAAAUGGCAAUGGGGUAUAUACUAAUGGAAACGGUGUGAACGGAGGGUAUCAGAACGGAAAUGGAGUGACCGUGUACGCCAAUGGCGUUGUGGAUCCCUUCCGAGCUCUGGCCGAUGCCAUUGGCGGCGGAGGCGUCCCAGGUGUGGA